Messenger RNA from Didymodactylos carnosus, 279 nucleotides. Lineage: Eukaryota; Metazoa; Rotifera; Eurotatoria; Philodinida; Philodinidae. The record is from the annotation of a GenBank genome assembly.
AUGUAUUCGAUGAUUUACGAGCCUGAUAUUCCAGAUAAUUUAUUGUUGCUGCUUUUUUUAAAAAUGCUUGCAGAUGGUUGUGUUGCAAGUGUAUCUCCAGUACGACUGAUAUCAGAUGGUGCAGAUUUCGAAGAAAAUUUAGGUUGUGAAUUUUCCAACAAAGAAUUAGACGAAGAAGAAAGAGUAGCAGACGAGUCCGAAGGUCAUCAUGAUUCGAGGCAGUGGUUCUGUCAGGUCCCGAGACCUAAAAUGGACAGAGAUACUGCAGCGUCCGUGUAA